Messenger RNA from Benincasa hispida (wax gourd), 939 nucleotides. RefSeq lists its product as uncharacterized. The record is from RefSeq and is a predicted model, not a curated record. NCBI's taxonomy places the organism in Eukaryota, Viridiplantae, Streptophyta, Magnoliopsida, Cucurbitales, Cucurbitaceae.
AAAUAAAAAUAAAAAAAGAGAGAGAGAAAAAAAAAACUUAAAAGCAACAGAAACAACUCCUCCUUCCAAUUUGCAUUUCCGUGCUCCCUCGACUCCAUGUGUACAUGUGAAUCAAACUCCCGCCAUUAAUGGAGUUCACAAUCAUAAUUCCCCGAAUCCCCCAAAAUUUCUCCCCAAUUCACAGAACCCUAAACCCUAAAAUCCACGCCUCAUCCAAAUGCCCUAAUUCACAAUUACCACUCCCAUCAAAAUCCUUAAUCACUCCAACAGCCGAAAAUAUUCCGACGAUGUCGGAGAUUCUGGCGGCGGGCAAGGCCCAGAAUCUGGGCCUCCGGCUGCAAACUUUGGGGCCGUUCUUCCGAAUAACAGCGAAAAGCUUGGAAUCGCAGCGAGAGAUCGGGAAGGCGGAGGGUUUAGUGAGAGUGUGGUUGCGAGGGAAAAUUCUCCAUCUGGAAUCGAUUCGAUUGAACAGAGAAAGCUUGGGAAUGGAGAAGUCGAUCUUUGGACUCGGAUUGUUCAUCGGCGCUGUUGCGAUUCGGUAUGGGUAUGAUUGCGGUUGCAAGACGGCGGAGUUAUUGGCCAUCAAUGACUCCGAUCUUUACCAUUCCAAGCUGGUCAGAUUCUACACAAGGAUUGGGUUCAAGAGUAUGUAUGAAGUGAGUGGCACAAAGUUAUGUGACAUUGGAGACAUGUUGGUGUGGGGAGGUAUUGGAACUAGAAUGGAUGCUGACAUUAAAGCCCUUCUUCUUAAAUGGUGUACAAGGUUCAAAUACCCAUCAUCUAACCCACAAAACUCCCACCCUUUGCUUCAAACUAAUCCUCAUUAGCACUUUCUCGUGAAAUGUACAAACUUUGUUAAACUUGUAAGUAAGAUGUAUGACAUAUAUGCAUAAUUCAUACUUAUGUUGAAAAAUAUAGUGUUUAUGGGUUACUACUAUA